AUAAACCUUUUCUUUGUCGGAAAAUCUUUAGGGAGGGUUUCUAUUUAAUUUUCCUGUCUCUGUGCCGCCGUGACUUUUAUCGUUUCUUCUGUCGCCGUCAAAGUUCACAUUAUCCGAAGACUGUCAAGUUCUGAACGAAGGAUCAUGGAAGACAUCACAAAUCCGGGCCUUGUCGGACAAUUAAAGAAAGAAGCUCCACAGCUAGCAGCCGUGUUAAAAGAGAUGAAGAAUGGUCUAGAUGUGGUUACGAGCAAAGUGGAGGCUCUCACUGCAAUGGUAAAAGCAAACAGUUUCCCGACCACGGAUGGGAUAAGUUACCUAGAGGCCAAGAAUCUGUUACUUCUCAGUUAUUGCCAAUGUAUUGUAUAUUAUCUGCUAAGGAAAGCAAAAGGAUUCUCUAUUGAUGGCCAUCCUGUUGUAAGGAGCCUUGUAGAGAUACGAAUGUUUCUGGAAAAGAUUCGUCCCAUAGACAAAAAACUUCAGUACCAGAUUCAGAAGCUCACCACUGCCGGUGGGUCUGUGACAGAACUAGCUCAAUCUGAGGGAAAGGGAUCGGGUGCUGCCCAAAAAUCUGAAGAUCUUUCAGAUUAUAAACCUAAACCAGACUUACUUGCUGACAAAACUGAGGAUGAUCAAGAGGACGGAGUUUAUCGACCACCGAAAUUUGCUCCAAUGUCUAUGGAUGAUAAGACAUCAAAACAGGAAAGAGAUGCUGCCAGAAAAGAGAAACACUUUUUAAGAGCCACUGAAGAUACAUACUGGAAAGAUGUGUUGGACGAUCUUGAGGACAAGCCUGAAGAGAUCAGGGACUUUUAUGGGGCUGAGAGCAGGGAGCAGAAAAGAUUCAUAGCACAGUAUGAAAGGCAACAACAGGCAGAAGAAGAGCUCUUCACCCGAGCACCUCGCACUAAAGAAGAUAAGAAGAGAGAGAAGCGCCUGAAAUCAAGCAGCGGGUUGCUUGGUCUAACCGAGAAUUUUAUGGAUGAAUUCAAGUUCUUGGAUAAGGAUGGUGAACAGCCUGCAAGCUUUGGCCGUAAAAGGGGAGGGAAAAGAAAGACAAGGCACUGACUGGUUCCUUUGGCUGCUUCACUGCGCCAAUUUUGUUGCCAAGUUAUGAUUGAAAGUAAUGAAUGUGAGAACACAUAAUUUGCAGUUUGACUGUUUUAGUAUUUGGUUCAUGGUCUUGUAACUUGUUGCAGUAAACUUCGGAAGAGACCUUUUCUCGUUAGCUAAAUUUAGCUUGUUACCACCGAAA
Molecule: messenger RNA, 1255 nt
Organism: Capsella rubella
Lineage: Eukaryota; Viridiplantae; Streptophyta; Magnoliopsida; Brassicales; Brassicaceae
Product: neuroguidin
Exons: 9
Coding region: 145-1068 (307 amino acids)
Biological process (GO): maturation of SSU-rRNA from tricistronic rRNA transcript (SSU-rRNA, 5.8S rRNA, LSU-rRNA)
Cellular component (GO): nucleolus; small-subunit processome
Source: RefSeq, a predicted model, not a curated record